Messenger RNA from Monopterus albus (swamp eel), 1058 nucleotides. RefSeq names its product DDRGK domain containing 1 (gene ddrgk1). Gene Ontology annotation, biological process: cartilage development; protein K69-linked ufmylation; negative regulation of IRE1-mediated unfolded protein response. Gene Ontology annotation, molecular function: ubiquitin-like protein ligase binding. The record is from RefSeq and is a predicted model, not a curated record. The coding region runs from base 155 to 1039 and encodes 294 amino acids. The transcript is spliced from 7 exons. Lineage: Eukaryota; Metazoa; Chordata; Actinopteri; Synbranchiformes; Synbranchidae.
UGGCUCUACACACUCCGGUACAGUAGGUGGUGGUAUCCGCCAGAAAACAAAAAGAAGCAGUAGAAGAAGAAUCAGUAGCAGACGUAAUAGUAAUAGACUAAAAUAGAUGUGAGAAAAAAUUUGUAUUUAGUUAAAGUAUAUUUUCCGAACAGCCAUGGAUGUUGCCCUAUAUCUGAUAGCUGCUGCUAUCCUCAUUGUCCUGAUUUUGUUUGCGUUGAAGGUGCGGAGGAGAACGCAGGAAGCUGAUGAGGAACAGUGGCGGGAUGUUGUCCAGGCAGCAGGGCCCCCUCUGCGGGCAGCAGAGGAGCGAGGAGCCGGCAUGCCUCGCAGGAGGAGGAACCUUGCCGCGAUGGCCAACAGAAGACCACAGAGAGAAGCUGUGGAACAUGAGGAGGAACAUGUAGUGGAAGAAGAGCUGGAGCAACAGAACUUCCCAUCGACAGCUAAAGUAGGAGCCAAAAAGCAGAAGAAGCUGGAAGAGAAACAGGCCAAGAAAGCGCAGAGAGAGGCAGAGAUGGAGGAGAGGGAGGAAAGGAAGAGGAUGCAGGAGCUCAGAGAGCAGGAGAGACGGCAGGAGGAGGAGAGGGAGCGAUUGCUGGAACAGAAACAGGAGGAGGAGGAACAUCGGGCCAAAGAGGAGCAGGAGAGACGGGAGGAGGAGGAGUACUUAAGGCUCAAAGCCUCCUUCAUCAUAGAAGACCAGGGAGAGGAGGAGCAGCUGACUGAGGACCGGUCACACAACCUGCUGCAAGAAUUCAUCCAGUACAUCAAGAGCUCCAAGGUGGUGCUCCUGGAGGACUUGGCUUCUCAUUUUGGGAUGAGGACACGGGAUGCUAUCACCAGACUGCAGAACCUGUUAGCUGAGGGCGCCCUCACAGGAGUGAUUGAUGACAGAGGGAAGUUUAUCUCCAUCACUCCAGAAGAGCUAGACUCGGUGGCUCAGUUCAUCAGACAGAGAGGCAGAAUUUCCAUCUCAGAGCUGGUGCAGGCCAGUAAUUGUCUGAUUAACCUGAUGCCUGAGAGUCGCAGCACCACCUGAUGGACGCCAGGCUGCUGCA